CACAGCCACACAGACUACAUCAACUGUCCUCGUGAACACCUUCUUGGUUCAUCUUUUAUUAUCAAUAUGAGCAAACAAGAGAUGGGAAGGUUUAAUAUUUCUCCGGAUGAGGACAGUGCUAGUUCCAACAGCAACGAUGACUUCAAUUACCCGGAAUAUCCAGCAAAGAAUCUAUCUAUUAAAGGGCAUUAUGAUAUGGAUCCAGAGAACCAAAAUUUCCUACUGGAGCCUACUUUGACAAAGAAGAAAUGUGAGACUGAAUACCUUCCAGGGACCACAUCUUUUGGCAUGUCAGUAUUUAACCUCAGUAACGCCAUUGUGGGAAGUGGAAUUCUAGGUCUAUCCUAUGCCAUGGCUAACACUGGGAUUGCACUAUUUAUGAUCCUGUUGACAUUUGUGUCAAUAUUCUCUCUCUAUUCCAUUCACCUACUGUUAAAGACAGCAAAUGAAGGAGGUUCCUUAUUAUAUGAGCAGUUGGGAUAUAAAGCAUUUGGCCUAUUUGGAAAAAUUGCAGCUUCUGGAUCUAUAACCAUGCAAAAUAUUGGAGCAAUGUCAAGCUACCUCUAUAUAGUGAAGUAUGAACUGCCUCUUGUAAUCAAGGAGCUAGCCGGUGCUGAUCCCAAUGCUAAUGACUGGUACCUAAAUGGAGAUUAUUUGGUUAUAAUAGUUUCUGUGAUCUUCAUACUUCCGUUGUCACUACUGAGAAACCUGGGAUAUUUGGGCUACACGAGUGGCUUUUCACUGCUGUGUAUGGUGUUCUUCCUCAUUGUUGUGAUCUACAAGAAAUUUCAGCUCACGUGUCCUCUUUUGCUGGAAAAUGAUGCUAUCAACAUGACUUUAAACCACACGUUGACUCACUUAACCACACAUGCUCCGAUACACAGUGUUGAGCUGAACGAGACCAUUGAUGGUGAAAUGUGCACACCAAAAUACUUUGUCUACAACUCCCAGACGGUGUAUGCGGUACCCAUCUUAACUUUCUCCUUUGUCUGUCACCCAGCUGUCCUUCCCAUUUACCAGGAACUUAAAGGCCGCAGCCGCAAAAGGAUGAUGAAUGUUUCAAACGUGUCCUUUUCCGCUAUGUUUGUCAUGUAUCUUCUGGCUGCUCUCUUCGGAUAUUUGACUUUCUAUGGACGGGUCGAGCCGGAAUUACUCCACACUUACUCCAAGGUUCCAGGAGCCGGAAUAAUAUUUGUCGUUGUGCGCUUGGCUGUUCUCAUGGCUGUCACACUAACUGUUCCUAUUGUUAUUUUCCCAAUCCGCAGCUCCAUCACUCAGCUGUUGUGCUCUGGGAAGGACUUUGCAUGGUGGCGCCACAUUCUGAUCACACUUCUUAUUUUGGCAUUCACCAAUUUCCUGGUCAUUUUUGUCCCAACCAUCAGGGAUAUCUUUGGAUUUAUUGGUGCCUCUGCUGCUGCUAUGCUGGUCUUUAUCCUGCCAUCAGCUUUUUACCUCAAGCUAGUGACAAAGGAACCCAUGAGAUCAGUGCAGAAGAUUGGGGCUACACUAUUCCUCAUUAGCGGCUUUGUGGUUAUGACUGGAAGUAUGACCUUGAUUAUUAUUGACUGGAUCCACAGUGCUUCUCCUGACAAACACUAGACAAAUUGGUGAGCAACAUGGCACUUUUCUUGAAGUGGAACUGUUCACUCCCAACCUUUCUACUGAGAAUGAAAUGUAACCAUUGCUUGCAGUUUAACUUCCUUCAAGACAUCCAUUCUUGUAGAACAAAGAGACUCUUGAGAGAUUAGUUCUACAUCUCAACAAGGACAAUGCCUUCUUUAUUCCAAAGGUUCUUGCAGAAGGAAGUAAUUUUAUUCCAUUCUGGAGAAUGGACACACAAUCUAAACUUUAUUGAAGCCACAUGGUUGGUUGUUGUCAAUUAUUGUUACUCAUACUUGUAUGUUAUUACUUGAAUGUGCCUACAGGAACCAUUUGAAGUGAGUAAAUGUUACACAGCAAAAGUGUUCAUCUGGUGGAGGGUUCAGAUCCCUCCCCUCUUUUUGUACCAAAAAUUGCUCACCAAAUUGGACACAUUUCUGAGGGGAGUUACACAGAAACUGUGCUUAAAGAACCCUUUACUGGUUUGCUUCAGUAUAUUUAAACAUAGUCAGUAUUUUAGUAAAUAUUCACUUGAGCAUGGGAUAUGGAGAGAAACAUUUGUAAAAGCAGACUGAACAAUGUUUUCUGUGUCACCAGCUUACUGCUGGAAAGUGUAGUUUAUCUUCAUACUGAAAUGGCCUUUCUGAACAUGAAAAAAAAAAUUGAAAGUCGAAAUACUCCUUUUAGCAUGGGUGCAACGACUUUGUCAAAUUAUUCUUACCUGGUUAUUUAAGCAACACAGGAUGUU
This is a messenger RNA of Nanorana parkeri, 2347 nucleotides long. It is a transcript of the gene SLC38A2, whose product is annotated as solute carrier family 38 member 2. The record is from RefSeq and is a predicted model, not a curated record. Lineage: Eukaryota; Metazoa; Chordata; Amphibia; Anura; Dicroglossidae. Gene Ontology annotation, biological process: L-glutamine transport; amino acid transmembrane transport. Bases 67 to 1599 code for a protein of 510 amino acids. Gene Ontology annotation, molecular function: L-glutamine transmembrane transporter activity. The transcript is spliced from 15 exons.